AUGACUGUCUUUCGUGCCGCAAGCGCUAGGCUUGUGGCCGCAGUUAAUGCCGACGCCGCCACUAUGCCUGAUGAGGCGCUGUCGCUGAGGGCAGGCCUUCAGGCGCUGCAGGCGCUGACCGAGGACGCGCUGGCGUUGCUGGCGCACAGCCUACCAUCGUGCCCGCAGUCGGUCCGAGCCGGCUUGGAGGACAUUGCUACCGAGCUGGCGAGCGGCGCCUCGCGCGUACUGGCUCUCUGCCGCCAGUCAGCAGGUGGCGCGUCGCCUGCGGCCAUGCACUCGGUCGCUGUGGAGGCGCAAGUCAACGAUGUCAUCGAUGUCUUUGUCCGCAUUGCCCACGCGCUUAAGGCAUUUGUUGACCAGCCGGAGCUCUCUUCCACCCGCGCUGCAGUCCUUGGCGCUGCCAACGCGCUCCACGCCGCGGUUGACGCCUGCGAGCUCCUCAAUCCGGCUCCUAUCGCGCCGCUUCUUGUCCUGCACCCUUCGCGCCCGGCGUCGCGCGCUGCUGCCGCCGCCUGCGCCCCGCUCCAUGCCCGUCCUGCAAGCGUCCUCAUCGACGCGCUCGACGAGCUGGCGGCAGCAGUCAAGGCGUCGGGCGAGUGGCAGGCCGUCAACAUGGCGGCAUCACACUUUCUCGCUACCUACGCCGCACUCUCGACCGCGCACGUGGCGCAAUCCCACGAUCUGGUCUCGCCGGCCGUCAACGACGCGGUUGUGGCUGUUGCUGGCGCCGCCACCAAAAUCGCUACUACCCGCGACUGCGAGUCGUCCGACGCCAUUGUCGCCUUUCACUCUGCUUCUGCCCGCGUUCGCGGCCUCCUCCUCCCGCUGCCUGCACCGCAACCAACUCCAGUCGUCGUCGCGCAGCCUGGCGUCGAUGCUUUUGCCACGCCGCCUCCGCCUCCGUCCUCGCCUCCGUCCUCGCCUCCGUCCUCGCCUCCGUCCUCACGCCCGGCCUCGCCUCCGCCGGACGUCGCGCUCUCGCUCCCGCCGCGCCCGCUGACCCGGACCGCAGGCUGCCUCCCGCUCGCCCUCGAGAUCGAAGACCAGUUGGGCAACCUGCACCAGGUCUCUCAUCCCGAGCGGCGGAAAGAGACGCUCGCCCAAGCACUCCGCCUCCAGUAUAGCGUGCUCGAGCUGGUGGCGCAAGUCGGAGCCGCCCACCACGUUGCACCUAGGUCGGUCAUGGCACCAACACCGCAGCCGAGCUUGCAAGCCCACACCGCACGGACUGAACUCUACACUGCCGCCCUCGUCGCCGCCGACGCGGUCAAGAACGCCAUCGCUGCCUGUGUCUCGGGCUCAGUCCACUUUCCGCGCUCGCGCAAGCUCGCCAACGCUGCGCUCGAGGAGCUCAAGGGCGCCAUGGCCCAACCGGUGGCGGUCGAGCCCGAGCCGGUUCACCCAAGCGCUCUCGACCGUCUCGCAGUCUCGCCGUCGCUCGAGGCGUGCCAGAUCACCUCGCGCGGCUCCAAAGCCGCCGAUGCCCGCCAGCUCGCCACCACAUGCAAGAACAUGGUGGCUGCGCUCGCCGCCGGCGAAACGGACGAGCUCUUCUCGGCGCUCACCCGCGACGUCAACGCCGCCAUCUCGCAGCUUCUCUCGUCGAUGAGCAAUCCACUGGGCCUCAGCUCGGCGCCAGGGCCGCGCGUCCACGGCGUCAAGCGCGAGCGCAGGCUCUCCGCACUCUCCUCGGACGACAUCCCAGGCUCGUUUCUAGUCAUGGACGCCACCGACGCCGCUGGCCGCCUCGUCUCGCACGCCGAGGCCGCGCAUCGCGCCGGCGUCGGCACCACCCCCGACGGCGACGCCCUCUUGGGGCCGGUUCUCGACGCCAUCAGCGCUGUCGAGUCCCACUUCAACAGGCUACAAUAGCAAUAGGCAAUACCAUCAUCUG
This is a messenger RNA of Thecamonas trahens ATCC 50062, 1897 nucleotides long. RefSeq lists its product as uncharacterized. NCBI's taxonomy places the organism in Eukaryota, Apusomonadida, Apusomonadidae. Bases 1 to 1875 code for a protein of 624 amino acids. The transcript has a single exon. The record is from RefSeq and is a predicted model, not a curated record.